AUGAGUCUUCCCACUUUGAACAAAUACCACAAAAAGCCCUAUCAGGCAAUUGACCCUGCUCUCCCUGUCCUCCAACAGACAGGUAGAACAGUCAUUGUCACCGGAGGCAACAGUGGCAUCGGAUAUGCUAUCGCUCGCAGCUUUGUCAAAGCGAAUGCUGCCUGUGUCAUUAUUCUUGGACGUCGCAAAGAUGUAGUUGCAUCUGCGGUUGCCAAACUACAAGAAGAGGGCUGCCAGUUUGGCAGUGGUACGGAUGUACAAGACCGCACUUGUGAUAUUUCUGACUUGAAAUCUACCGAACACCUCUGGAAGUCACUUGAAUCAGAGGGAACUUUUGUCGAUGUCCUAGUCUUGAGCGCUGCAAGCUAUGGCGCUACCGAGAAAAUUCUUGAUGGAGGUCUGUCCAAGGUCUGGGGUGAAUUUGAGUCCAAUUUUCUGGUCAAUAUUUCAACCUGUGCGACUUACAUGUGGUCAACAAUGGGUGCUGACCGCCCAACGUAUGGGCUGACCAAAAACGCGAGCACUCUCCUCCUGCAGCAGAUCGCACAGGAUACCAAGCGCACUGAUAUGCAGAUUGUAAGUUUUCAUCCAGGUGGCAUUUUGACCGACUCUGCGAAGAGGGUUGGUGGCGAUAGCCUGAAGGGCCUUGUCUUUGACGAUGAAAACCUUCCAGGCCAUUUCUCAGUCUGGGCAGCAACGCCUGAAGCCAGCUUUCUUCAUGGCCGCUUCGUCUGGGCUAAUUGGGACGUUGAUGAAUUGAAGACUGGCCCAGUGCGUGAGCAGAUUGAUACUGAUGAACACUUUCUCAAGGUUGGCGUGGAGGGAUUAUCUGAGAAGAUGGGGGGUAUGAUUAUGACUUAG
Fusarium fujikuroi IMI 58289 is the source of this 861-nucleotide messenger RNA. RefSeq names its product related to peroxisomal short-chain alcohol dehydrogenase. Gene Ontology annotation, cellular component: cytosol. Gene Ontology annotation, molecular function: oxidoreductase activity. The transcript is spliced from 3 exons. The record is from RefSeq and is a predicted model, not a curated record. NCBI's taxonomy places the organism in Eukaryota, Fungi, Ascomycota, Sordariomycetes, Hypocreales, Nectriaceae. The coding region runs from base 1 to 861 and encodes 286 amino acids.